GGUGAUCACAUCUCCUCAACCCGGGCGAGCUAACCAUAGAAUAAGGCGGCCGUAAAAUCUUCCCUCGGAUAUUCGUUUUCUGACUGGAAAUGGCCACUUUACUCUCACAAAUCCAAUUCAAACUGACACACACCGCGACAACACCUCACCGGCGGCGAACAGUUCCUCCACGCGUCGCCGGAAGCGUCGCCGUAUCAGUAUCCUCGCCUCAGCGGCGAAGGAGGGGGAGAAAGCCUCAAACGAGGAAUCAUCCCAAGACGGCUGAGGAUGAUGACGGUGGCGGCGCCUUGAUGGAUUCCGGGACUGAGAAGGGGCUCAGGCUUGUGUUCAUGGAGGAGCUAAUGCAGCGUGCUCGGAAGGCUGACGUUUCUGGUGUCUCCGAAGUCAUAUAUGACAUGAUUGCUGCUGGACUCUAUCCCGGACCUCGCUCUUUCCAUGGACUGGUCGUUUCUCACGUCCUCAACCUCGACGAGGAGGGAGCUAUGCAUGCUCUGAAGAGGGAGUUGAGUGAAGGUCUACGGCCUGUCCAUGAAACGUUGGUGGCAUUGAUUCGUCUGUUUGGGUCAAAGGGACUUUUCACAAGAGGCUUAGAAAUUCUUUCAGCAAUGGAAAAACUGAAGUACGACAUUCGCCCCGCCUGGCUAAUUCUUGUGGAGGAACUUGUACGAAGCAACCAUCUGGAAAGUGCCAAUAAGGUGUUUCUAAAGGGUGCUGAAGGUGGGCUUAGAGCUACUGAGCAGAUUUAUGAUCUUUUAAUUGAAGAAGAUUGUAAGGCAGGAGAUCACUCAAACGCAUUAACCAUUGCCUAUGAGAUGGAGGCUGCUGGAAGAAUGGCUACCACUUUCCAUUUCAAUUGUCUUUUGAGUGUGCAGGCUACAUGUGGCAUACCUGAAAUUGCAUUUACAACCUUCGAAAACAUGGAAUAUGGAGAAGACUUUAUGAAGCCCAAUACUGAGACGUAUAAUUGGGUGAUCCAAGCAUAUACAAGGGCGGAAACUUAUGAUAGGGUGCAAGAUGUUGCUGAGUUACUUGGCAUGAUGGUUGAAGACCAUAAACGUUUGCAACCUAACAUGAGAACUUAUGCUUUGUUGGUAGAAUGUUUUACCAAGUAUUGUGUCAUACGCGAAGCCAUUCGACAUUUCCGAGCGCUCAAAGGUAUUGAAGGUGGAAUUAGACUAUUGCAUAAUGAGGGGAAACAUGGCGACCCACUUUCAUUGUAUCUUCGCGCUCUUUGUAGAGAAGGAAGAAUUGUUGAAUUACUAGAAGCUCUGGAAGCUAUGGUAAAAGAUAACCAGCCGAUUCCGCCGAGAGCAAUGAUUCUGAGCAGAAAGUAUCGUACUUUAGUUAGCUCAUGGAUUGAGCCUUUGCAAGAAGAGGCUGAACUUGGAUACGAGAUUGAUUACAUAGCCAGGUAUGUUGCAGAAGGUGGACUUACUGGUGAGCGCAAAAGAUGGGUUCCACGGAGGGGUAAAACUCCUCUAGAUCCUGAUGCCGAAGGAUUUAUUUAUUCCAAUCCCACAGAAACCUCCUUUAAACAAAGGUGUCUUGAAGACUGGAGGACACAUCACAAAAAGCUUUUGAAUACCUUACACAAUGAAGGACCUGCCAUAAUGGGAAACAUAUCUGAAUCUGAUUACUUACGUGUUGUGGAAAGACUGAAGGAAAUUAUUAGUGGUCCCAAGCAGAAGGUUUUGAAACCAAAAGCUGCAAGUAAAAUGGUUGUGUCUGAGCUAAGGGAAGAACUAGAAGCACAGGGACUUCCAAUUGAUGGAAAAAGAAAUGUGCUCUACCAGCGAGUGCAGAAAGCAAGGAGGAUAAAUCUUUCAAAAGGACGGCCACUAUGGGUUCCUCCGGUUGAAGAGCAAGAAGAAGAGGUCGAUGAAGAGAUAGAUGAAUUGAUAUCUUGUAUCAAGGUGCAAGAGGGAAAUACUGAGUUCUGGAGAAAACGUUUUCUGGGAGAAUGCUUAAAUGGAAAUAACAGCCAGCAAUUGGAAGUAAAAACUAUAGAACCUCCUGAUGUCUUGGAUGAUGAUGGUAUUGUUAAUGAUGGCAAAAAUGUUGAAGAUGGUGAGACAGAUGAUGAUGAUGAUGAUGAUGAUGAGGAGGAGGAGGAGGAGGAGGAGGAGGAGGAGGAAGAGAUGGAUCUAGAAGCAGAGCAAACUGAAGCCCAGGUAGAAGGAGGUGAUAGGCUCAAAGAUGGAAAAUCUAAAGCGGCCAGCCCUCUUCAAAUGAUUGGAGUACAGUUGCUGAAAGAAUCCGAACAAACAGCUACUUAUUCAAAAAAAACAAGAAGGUUUCGACUUUCUGAACCAGAUGACGACGAUGAAGACUGGUUCCCAUUGGAUAUAAAUGAAGCAUUAAAGGAGCUGAGGGAAAGAAAGGUUUUUAACGUGGAAGAUAUCUACACAAUUGCUGAUGUUUGGGGUUGGACAUGGGAAAAGGAACUUAGGAACAAAGCUCCUCAAAGAUGGUCACAGGAAUGGGAAGUCGAGUUGGGAAUCAGAAUAAUGUCUAAUGUUAUAGCACUGGGUGGAAAACCCACAGUAGGGGAUUGUGCUAUGAUACUGCGUGCUGCCAUUCGAACUCCCAUGCCUUCAGCUUUCUUGAAAAUUCUGCAGACAACACACAGUCUUGGCUAUGUAUUUGGCAGUCCUCUGUAUGACGAAAUAAUAAUGAUAUGCCUUGAUCUCGGAGAACUUGAUGCUGCCAUUGCCAUAGUAGCAGACUUGGAGACCGGGGGAAUCACGGUUCCAGAUGAAACCCUUGAUCGAGUAAUUUCUGCUAGGCUCUCAAAUGACAAUCCACUAAAUGGUUCACAAUAACUUAAUGCCCUUGUGUUGUUGUUGUUGUUAUUGUUGUCGUUGUCGUUGUCGUUGUAUUGUGGUUGUCGUUGUCGUUAUUAUUAUGCUUAUUGUUAUUAAUGGUGGUGG
Molecule: messenger RNA, 2930 nt
Organism: Cuscuta europaea
Lineage: Eukaryota; Viridiplantae; Streptophyta; Magnoliopsida; Solanales; Convolvulaceae
Source: the annotation of a GenBank genome assembly